Molecule: messenger RNA, 1808 nt
Organism: Hypoxylon fragiforme
Lineage: Eukaryota; Fungi; Ascomycota; Sordariomycetes; Xylariales; Hypoxylaceae
Product: DHH phosphoesterase
Exons: 2
Coding region: 1-1581 (526 amino acids)
Source: RefSeq, a predicted model, not a curated record
AUGAAACCAAACAUUAGCCAUGCCAGUCUAUCACAGGCAUUCUGCACCUUUACCCGUCGGAGCGGCAGAAAUAUUGGUAGUAGAGAGAUAGCUGGAGUGUUCCCUGGUCCCAUCUCUGGUCUCUUCAUCUGCAAUGCGCAGCGACCACCAAUCGCGUUUAAAGCGACGAGAAAGACGACUUAUCGCAUAGAAAUGAAGCGUAGCGCAUCAACAUCACCAACCUCAAAGACAAGCCCAAAAGCCAAGAAGCCCCGAUCAGAAGUACCGGAGUACCACCUGACGCCGUCGGUCCAAGAUGAAUCGGGGAACAUCAUAUGGCCAGCUCCUGCAGCGCAAAUCGAGCGCGCGCGCAAUUUCCUCCUAGACGCCUCGGCGAAGAAAAAGACACUGAUCGUGCCGGACAAAGACGCCGACGGGCUGACCUCGGGCGCGAUCCUGCAAAAGACCCUCGCCCUGCUCGGGCUCAGCCCCGAUCUGAUGGCGGUGCACCUGCUCCAGAAAGGCAGCAACAUCCACGACGAGAAAGAGCGCGCCGCCAUGGCCGCCCACAAACCCGCGUACAUCAUCGUGCUAGACCAAGGCUCCCGCAAAUCGCCCCCCAUCAUCGACGGCCCGCACAAAGCCCUCGUCAUCGACCACCACUGGGCAUCAGGCGACGACGACUUCCCCGAAGGCGCAGCGCACGUCACGGCGUGCCACUCGCCGCCGAUCGCCACGAGCGCGCUGCUGACCUACCACAUCUGCGGCGCCCUGCACGACGGCGUGCAGCGCAGCUGCGACUGGCUAUGCGCGAUGGGGACGCACGGGGACCUGGGCAACACUUUGAAGUGGCAGCCGCCGUUCCCGGACAUGAAGGCGACGUUCAAGGCGCACACGAAGAAGGCGAUCAACGACGCCGUCUCGCUGAUCAACGCGCCGCGCCGCACCGCCACCUACGACGUGCCCGGCGCCUGGGCCGCGCUGACCUCCGCGGCCGCGCCGGCCGAUCUGCUCACGAACACCAGCUUGCUCGCCGCGAGAGCCGAGGUCAACGCCGAGGUCCUGCGCUGCACGCGCGCGGCGCCCAGGUUCUCGCGCGACGGGAAGAUCGCCGUCUUCCGCAUCAGCUCCGCGGCGCAGGUGCACCCCGUGAUCGCGACGCGGUGGGCGGGGCACCUGCAGUCGGCCAAGCUCGAGGUCGUCCUCGUCGCGAACGAGGGAUACCUGCCCGGCCGCGUCAACUUCUCGUGCCGGGUCCCCCGGAGCGCGAGGGCGCGCGAGCCGCCGGUCAAUAUUAUUGAGGUGCUGAACGGGGUUGCGGCGCGGGCGGCGGAUCCGACGUUGCGGGAACGGCUGGGGGAGAACUUUGCGAGGGGGCAUAGGGAGGCGAGUGGGGGGAUUGUGGAGACGGCGCUGUUCGAGGAGUUUGUGGAGGUUUUGGAGGUUGGGGGGAAGGGGAAGGGGGAGGGGAAGGGGGAGGGGGAGGGGGAGGGUGGGAGUUCGAAGAAGGGUAAGAAGGCCAUGAAAGAGUCGGCCCCGACGCAGUCGAAUACUUUGAUGAACUAUUUUGGUAAGGAGGAAGCUGUUGAGGGAAAGACAUAGUAAAGGCACUUUCAUCCUACCCAGGCAGGUAUUUAAUAGUACAGUACCUUGGCACCUAAGUACAUGAUGUAAAUCACAGAUAAAACGAAUAAAAAUGAAACUUGACUUUAAGUCAUCUGAGGAUACAAUAAAAAUAAAAAUAGAAGAUAAUCUAUAAUCUAAAACAAACCAACCCACCUCUCUUGUACACGUUACUGCCCGAUCGAUCCCAAUAACAGCUUCACAUC